CGGCGGUUCCUAGCACAGGCCAACAGCUGCAGUGUUUGAUGAUUAUAUAAGGGCGACGACAGACUGACCACUCACAAAGCAAACAACCAGCGGUGAACGACCUUUGGAGCUCCGCAUCGAUCUCUGAUUUGCAGACAAUAAAGCAGCUCCAGUGGGUCAUCCGGAGACCAGUCUGUGGUUUCAGGGUCUCCCGCAGCGAGAGAAAAAAUGAAGCGGUCUGGGGCUCUGCUAGUGCUUGUGCUGGCCACAGCGUUUGCUGCAGAAGAAUCGUGUGUGGGUCGCUGUAACAGCUUCAACCCCAGGAACAAGUGCCAGUGUGACUCCUUGUGCCACUAUUACGGUAGCUGCUGUGUGGACUUUGACACUGCCUGCCCUAAAAAGAUUGCCCGUGGUGACACUUUUGAUGCCCCAGAGGAUGUCAUGAAACCCACCCCUAAUGUGGUUCACACUGACUUUGGGAUCACAACCAUUCCCCCGACCAUGAACACAACUGCUGCCCCGACCAUUACUCCGUCUCCAACCACUACCCACGACCCCACCCAUCCCCCCGAUCCAGAGGCAGAGCCCUGCAGUGGGAAGCCCUUUGACGCCUUCCUCCAGCUGAAAAAUGGAUCAAUCUACGCAUUCAGAGGUGAUUAUUUCUUUGAGAUGGACGAGAAAGCAGUUGUCCCCGGAUACCCCAAACUGAUCCAGGAUGUGUGGGGAAUCAGGGGACCUAUAGAUGCUGCCUUCACUCGCAUUAACUGUGAGGGAAAGACCUACAUUUUCAAGGGAAGUAAGUACUGGCGUUUUGAGGAUGAUGUCCUAGAUGAUGACUACCCUCGGGACAUUUCCGUUGGGUUUGAGAAGAUUCCAACUGAUGUUGAUGCAGCAUUUGCUGUACCAGCACCUGGUCACCAUGGCAAAGAGAAGGUUUACUUCUUCAAAGACAACCAGUACUACCAGUACGAGUUCAAGCAUCAGCCAUCCCAUGAGGAGUGUGUGCGCAUGACUAAGUCCACCCCCUCUGUGCUCUUCACACGUUACACCGACCUUUACUGUGGCGAUUCCUGGGAGGAUAUAUUCACAAUGCUCUUCCAAGGCCAGCAUGGACAUAAAAAGGGCCCACAGUUCAUCAACAGGGACUGGGUCGGAAUCAAGUCCCCCAUAGACGCUGCCAUGGUGGGCCGUAUCUACAUCAGUUCUAAACCGACACCCUCUCCCUCCCGACCCCCCACCCCGAGGAGACAAGCCAAUAGGAGGAAGAACAAGAGGCGGGGCCACAGGGGUCAGGCCAGGCAGAGUCGCUCUCUUUUUGAGGAUGUUUUUUACUAUGAUGACUGGAUGGAGCCAUUCGUGUAUGACUACAGUGACUAUAUUACACCAACUUCACAGGACAAGAUGGUACCUGUACAGAAUGUCUACUUUUUCAAGAAAGAUAAAUACUACAGAGUGGAUCUCCAGACCAAAAGCGUUGACUAUGCACACCCUCCUUACCCACGAUCCAUUGCAAAGUACUGGUUGGGCUGCAAACAACAGUCAAUCCAGGCUGAGAAGAAAUAGACAGUAUCAGACAAUAGCUAGGAAGAGGCUGACAGAAGAGGCUGACAUUACUAGCUAAAAUAAAAUAAUAGAUGAAAAGCAAUAGAUAAUUUAGCCAGAGAAUGAUUAUACAUUUUCAAAAUACAGUAAGUUAAGUGCAGGGAAUUAACUUGCUACAGUAGUUAUUCUAGCACUGAGUUUGGGGUUACUUUUUGUUUUGUUUUUCAUGAAAACAUACAUGAAUUUAGUUUGAAUGGGAAGUAUAGCAAAAUGAAUAGGAAAUAUAGUUAUUGACAAGGUUAGAAA
Esox lucius (northern pike) is the source of this 1827-nucleotide messenger RNA. It is a transcript of the gene vtnb, whose product is annotated as vitronectin b. The record is from RefSeq and is a predicted model, not a curated record. The transcript has 10 exons. NCBI's taxonomy places the organism in Eukaryota, Metazoa, Chordata, Actinopteri, Esociformes, Esocidae. Gene Ontology annotation, molecular function: extracellular matrix binding; scavenger receptor activity; polysaccharide binding. Bases 208 to 1542 code for a protein of 444 amino acids. Gene Ontology annotation, biological process: immune response; cell-matrix adhesion; cell adhesion mediated by integrin.